AUGACGGCUAAAUUUGAAUACCGAACACCGUUGCAGAAUUAUUGGAAGUACAGAAACACAAACCAAAUAGCUGAUUUGAAUAAUGUCAGCAACAGUAUAUAUUUUCCUACAAAGCAAACACCAAAUCAACAUAUAGCUUUCUUGAAAGUCCAUAAAACGGGAAGUACAACGGCCCAGGGACUCUUCCUACGUUACGGACUCAAAAGGAAUUUAACUUUUGUUGUUGCCAAUAAUAAAUCAUGGUUUCCUAAUAUUAUCAGUCUAGAAGAAUCAGUUAUACCAGGAUACAAUAUCAUUCCACCUCCUAAAGGUAAAAGAUACGAAAUAUUGUGUUUCCAUGUUGUUUAUAACCGUUCCGCUUUUGAAAGAAUCAUGCCAAAUGAUACAAAAUACAUAGGAAUUGUCCGAGAACCGUUUCUGCAUUUCAAAUCCUCCAUUCGGUAUUUUAAUUAUGGUGGACAUAAUGGACAUGCUCAGUAUCUUCGUCAUUUUCUACAGAAUUCCACUUCGACCCAAAGAAAAGAAAACAGCAAUCCAGCAACAUCCUUUUUGAAUAACAGAAUGGCUUUUGAAUUCAAUUUUCCAUUGCAUCUUUUUGAUUCUUUCAGCUCGUAUGAGGUGAAGCAAUAUUUAGAGAAACUUGACAAAGAAUUCGACCUUGUCAUUAUAAACGAAUAUAUGGACGAAUCAAUCGUACUUUUAAGACGAAUGUUAAACUGGGAUGUUAAGGAUGUUCUGUUUGUCAAUCUGAAUGUUAAUCAAGGAACUUCAGACUUGAAUGAAAUUGGACUGAAGGAAAUUCAUUUACAUCGACAGUUUGCUACACUUGAUUACGAAUUAUACCAUUUCUUUCUAAAACGUCUAUGGAAACAAAUUCAUUCUUAUGGACAUGAUAUUCUAGAAGAAAUUUCUUAUUAUAAAUUGUUAAGAAAGAACUUAGAAAACUUUUGCAAUAGCAAAGAAACACCAAUAUUGAUUGUAGAAGAAUCGAGAUGGAGUUCGUCAUUUCCUGUAACUCAAAAGGACUGUAAUUUUAUGAGACAGGGGGAAUUUUGGUAUCUUAACGAAAUUAUGAAGCAGCAAUAUUCCUAGACAACUGAAAAAUGACUUCCUACCCCCCCCCCCCCACCACCACCACCACCCUCAGUUUCUCUGUAAUCAUAUCAGGAAAUUUCAUAGCACUGACAAUUGAAUCAGCUAAUGUUUCCUCAUGUACCACAUACGACAAGUCUCGUUUAGACUACUCAGUAUCUUUUUCAUGCAAUGAAGAUAAUGUUUGGAAAGAUAAAACUUUACAGUCACGAUAGAUUUAUGAAUUAAAUAAUGCAUGUAGAUGUGUUCAUCUACUGAACAAUACGAGUCA
Molecule: messenger RNA, 1363 nt
Organism: Saccostrea echinata
Lineage: Eukaryota; Metazoa; Mollusca; Bivalvia; Ostreida; Ostreidae
Product: galactose-3-O-sulfotransferase 4-like
Exons: 1
Coding region: 1-1092 (363 amino acids)
Biological process (GO): glycolipid biosynthetic process
Cellular component (GO): membrane
Molecular function (GO): galactosylceramide sulfotransferase activity
Source: RefSeq, a predicted model, not a curated record